Messenger RNA from Diachasmimorpha longicaudata, 1918 nucleotides. RefSeq names its product mitochondrial ribonuclease P catalytic subunit (gene mldr). The coding region runs from base 256 to 1890 and encodes 544 amino acids. NCBI's taxonomy places the organism in Eukaryota, Metazoa, Arthropoda, Insecta, Hymenoptera, Braconidae. Gene Ontology annotation, cellular component: mitochondrial ribonuclease P complex; mitochondrion. The transcript has 6 exons. Gene Ontology annotation, biological process: mitochondrial tRNA 5'-end processing; tRNA 5'-leader removal. Gene Ontology annotation, molecular function: ribonuclease P activity; protein binding. The record is from RefSeq and is a predicted model, not a curated record.
AUAAUACCCCCGGAGAUCCAGUUUUCAGCAAUAAUUAUGUUUCAAUCACUCUCCUCGCACACAUUCGGAUUGUGAAAACAAAGGCCACGAUCCGGACAAUGUCGAGUUUGUUACAUGUACUCGUGUGGAUCGAGAUUUAUCGAUACCAGUGAAACCGGGAUUUGUACGAAUUUUUGAGGUUAUGAAUGAAGAUUGUUGAGGGAAAUCAUUCGAAGUGGAAUUGUAAAUAAGCAGAACUAGUGGUGAUCUGUAAAAAUGGCCAUGUUUCGGUUUCGACCCUUUGGGUUGUCUCUUGCACGGUUCUCGACGAUGGAGCUAUCCCCGGAGGAAGUGAAAAUCCGGAAACUCCCGGCGCAGACGAGGCAGGAUCCAAACUUGCUCAUUAACAAGUAUCUUCUAAACAACGAGAAAGUGGAGAGUGACAUGUGGACAAAGAUUCGAGAGGAGUUGGUGUCCAAGAAAGGGAUCUACGUGACUCCUGUGAAUGUUGAUGCAGUCAUAAUGGACAGCUGCUGUGCUAUGGGCCAGCACGGAUCUGCCCUGGACUACUGUGACUACCUAAAGGCACAGAAUCACAAAUUCAAUUUGGCUGCGACAGCGAAAUACUUCAAACUCCUGACAGACAAUAAAAAAUGCUUGAGUGAAAAGGAGAAAGAAGACGUGCUCCAGAUGUACGAUAGCCUCAGGAAGGACUACCCUCUGUUGAAUCCUUCCACAGCGGAGGCGUGUAUCAGGGGUCUCUGCAAGACGGUGAGGUGGAGGGAGUCCUUAGAGUUGCUGCAGAUGAUCGAGGAGCAUGCGAACGUCCGCGGUGAGGUCCUCACGUGCAUCAUCGCCGCGGCUUUUGACAAUAACGAGCCUGAUAUCGCCUGGGAGUUCAUGGCUAAAAUUGGGCCGCGUUUUCGCCCCAGCAAGUCGGUUUACAGAAGCUUCGUGGAGUACUAUGGGAAAGUCUCGACGAGUGCUGAGGAACUGCAGGGCCAUGUCGAGAAACUGUUCGAGACACUGGCUGAGUGGGACAUCUACCCUUGGUUGGAGGUUCUGGAGGAGGUUGGUGGAGCUCUGGGGAAGUAUGGGUGGAGUGGAGAGCAGGCUUCCAUCAACACAACUGGGGUAUGUUCGAGCUGCGGUUAUAUCUUGUCCCAGUUAGAGGUGAAUAAAGAAGAUUUCGACCAUUUAGCCAACUCUUUCCAGUCCCGGGGCAUCAUUGGCAAGGACAUUUAUGACAAAACUGAUCCUAAGGAACUCGCAAGAUUUCAAUUAUUCGUUGAAGAGAGCAAGCCUUAUGAUAUAGUCAUUGAUGGUCUGAACGUAGAGUACGGCCUCUGGAACAAUCACACGCAGAAGGUCACGGGGGAGAAGCUGGCACAGGUAGUGCGUCUCUUCAGGCAACAAGGGAAGAAGGUAGUGGUGAUGGGUCGAAAACACAUGUUGAGAUGGAGGCCUGACUGCAUGAGGUACAUUCAGAACAAUGCGAGAGUCUUUUUUGCCAAUAAUAUUUCGGAGGACGACCCAUACACGAUAAUGGCAGCCCUAAGUGGUGGAUUAAAGACAUACAUACUCAGCAGAGAUCUGAUGCGACAGCACAAAUUCGUUUUAUCUGAUCCAUUCCUACAAAAAACCUUCAAACUCUGGCUACUCACCCGUCAAAUUCGUCCCACAAUCAAGGGCCACCUUGCGAACAAGACUGUAUUCUUGAUUUACCCGCCUAAUUAUCUUCCUAUUGCCCAAAAAGAUGACAAUGGAUGGCAUAUCCCCUCUCUAGGGAACCAUCACUUCGCACAGUCUGCGGGUUAUGACCUCUCUCAGCCAUGGUACUGCCUCAGGAAGGAAAGAGUGGCGGUGACGAAGAAACCGCAAAUAAGAUUGGAUCGGUAUGCUAAGAGAUGAAUAAAUUCGUGAUAUUUGUUUUGUGUAA